Messenger RNA from Ceratina calcarata, 3207 nucleotides. It is a transcript of the gene ETHR, whose product is annotated as ecdysis triggering hormone receptor. The transcript has 6 exons. NCBI's taxonomy places the organism in Eukaryota, Metazoa, Arthropoda, Insecta, Hymenoptera, Apidae. Bases 1238 to 2533 code for a protein of 431 amino acids. The record is from RefSeq and is a predicted model, not a curated record. Gene Ontology annotation, molecular function: G protein-coupled receptor activity. Gene Ontology annotation, biological process: G protein-coupled receptor signaling pathway. Gene Ontology annotation, cellular component: plasma membrane.
GUUCAUUCAGUUCACCAACACUAUUUGUUCGCUACGGUCGCGACCGUCGUGCAUCCUCGCUCACAUUUCCGUGGACAUCCGCGUUAAACUCUCCCGGCGACUCUCACGUAUCGUUCGAUUCCACGUACUUCAGCGAUUUCCCUUCUGUCGAAAGGAACGCGAGCGGAAUUCAGGAGUUUCGAAGUAUCGUCCGUAAAAAUCGUGUCUAUAACCGAGCUAAGAAACUUUGCGGAACGCCGUGAAUCGACGACCCGAUGAACGAUUAAGGAUCGCGAUUGAAAAAAUGGGAAAACAAUUCUAUCAGAGAUAAGGGGUGAUGAUACGAUGAAAGGUCCUCUUUUCGUUAACCGGGACGGUUACGCUGCGAAAUUAUCGUCCAAGUUCGAAGUUGCGGUUCGGAAACCAUUUCUGUUAGUGACUGGGGCCAGGGUAUGUCGUCUGAUUGAUCGAACGUGGAACAGAGAACGCGGGGGAGAUAAACAUAGAUACCGAAUCGAUUUUCAUAGAACAGAAAUUAAUUGAUGUUAAUUAAUAGCGGCGAUGUGAAUAAUCCGCUUCGCAGACGCGUUUACUGAGAUACAGACCGGGAAAGGUUUAUACCGCGAGAUUUAAUGGGAUAUUUAUCUCACGGUACGCUCAUUCGUAACUCGUGACUCAAGCUAUUCGAUUCUACGACGAAACGGGAACAUUCCACUAGUUUUAUAAGUAGCUGAUCUCUUGAUCCUUAUUUACUGUUCACAAAUCCCGCGGUAAAGUAUUUGAUUGUUAUCCCUACGGAAUUCGUCUUUGGAGAAGUUAGGAAACUGCCGGCUGAAUGAUUAAUCCGGGAAGAAAUAGCUAGGUUUAAUUCAGUCGAAACUAAAGUCGGAAGAAAGCGGGUGGUCGAGGUUGAUUAAAUUCGAAUGGACCGUCUCGAAAGGAAUGACGAGUACGUGGGUGAAAUGGAAAGCUUCGCGCGUCGCGGCUGGAACGACUAAUUACCGGUUCGGGUUAGAACCGAGUCACCGUUUUUCCGAUAACGAACGACGUCCGUUCGCGGCAGACAAGCGAACGACUCGCCCGUCACGAAGGAGCAGUUUAUAAUGUCACUGAAUACCGUCGCGUUAACGAAAGCCCGGAAGUUAAAGGAAAACGUAACCGGUGCUCGCGCGACAGUGUUACCCCUCAUGCAUUUUCUUCGGUUUCCCUGCGCGUGUUCGGGGUUCAGUACCGAUUUUCGAUCGUUGCGAUUCGCGAGAUGUUGCCCACCGUAUCCGGAAUCCCGCUCCACUUGAAUUCGUCGUACUACGAUACUGGGAACGACAGCUUGGACGCUCUAUCGGCGGAUAGAAGGCUCGGGAUGAAUGUUUCAGCGAACAAGUCCGAGAAUGCCACCGUCGAUCUCUACAUGCUGCCGGCUUACAUUCGCACCACGUCGAUGAUCGUGUGCAUCGUGGUGAUGGUCCUCGGCAUAAUUGGCAAUCUCAUGGUACCGUUGGUCGUGUUUCGAGGCAAGGAUAUGAGGAACAGCACCAACAUCUUUCUGGUGAACCUGAGCUUAGCCGAUCUGUGCGUUCUUCUCGUCUGCACGCCGACCGUCCUCGUCGAAGUUAACUCGGGACCUGAAAUCUGGCCCCUCGGCGAACAUAUGUGCAAGGCAGUGCCAUUCGUCGAGUUGACCGUGGCUCACGCUUCGGUCCUCACCAUCUUAGCGAUUAGCUUCGAACGAUAUUACGCGAUAUGCGAACCUUUGCGAGUCGGAUACAUGUGCACAAAGACCAGAGCGAUGUUCCUCUGCGUGGCUGCAUGGGUCGCUGCAGCGUUAUGCACGAGUCCCAUUUUACUGAUGGUCACCUACGAGGAUCAGGAAACGAACGGCGUUUUCAUCCCAACGUGCAACACGGUCGCGCACGAGUACUGGGCCAAGGGUGUCGUCCUCUUAACGAUACUCUUGUUCUUCGUCGUCCCGUUCCUGAUCCUGGUCGUCCUUUACACGGUGAUAGCGCUUCACCUGAUGACCAAUCCGACGAUCAGCCGCGGUUCGUCCAACAACUUGCUCAGGUAUCGCAAGCAGGUGAUGCUGAUGCUCGGCACGGUCGUGUUCUUCUUCUUCUUCUGCCUGCUACCGUUCAGAGCGUUCACGCUCUGGAUUCUGGUGGUCCCGUCCGCGGCGAUCUUGAGGAUGGGCGUCGAGACGUACUUCAGCCUGCUCUACUUCUGCCGGGUGAUGCUCUACCUGAAUUCGGCGAUCAACCCUCUGUUGUACAAUAUGAUGUCGACCAAAUUCAGGGAGGGCUUCCUAAGAUUGUGCGGCCUGGGACCUAACAGGAGGAAAAAGAAGAAAACUUCCGAGAAGACCGGCACUUACAACACAGGCUCGACCAACUGCAGCAGCAAUCACUCGGACUUUUGGAGGAGGCACAGCAGCAACAAGAGCAGCACCGCUAAAGUGCCACCUGGUAACGCGACCGUCGAGAAACCGACGAAGGUACCGCUUCGAACGACGCUCGUCGGUGGCAACGUCGUUAACGGCAGCCAGGAGAGUUACGUUUGAAGCGUGUAGGUAGGGGAACAUUUUUCAGACUGUGAUCUUUCGAAUCAUUCCGAGAUACCGUAACAGCGUAAAUACGCGAACGAUUCCGAGUUCCGUCUCCGCGGAGCGACGGUAAAGCCGUAGUAUUAUCAUAGACGUGUAUGUAUCUAGUACCGUUCGAUGUCGUUCCUUUGUUCAUAGAUAUUCGGAUUGAGAAUUUCCUCGAGGUAAGAUUAGUAACGAUCGCGUUUUACCGCGGAAGUAUUCGAACGAAGGGCGAGCCAGACCGUGUACAAUUACGACCGGAAUAGAAGUACGCAAAAGAUGAAGUGUAACGAUAGACAGAUGUGGGUUUAUUUUUAGAUACCGAACGGGAUCUCGAUUUUAUAGCUUUAGUUUAAGCGCCCGUCAUAAAUUUCCGUUGACGAAGUAGAGAGAGCUUGGAUCGUCGUAGAGUUACAAAUUGAUCUUUCCACGCAGAAUUUCAGUUCCUACAGACUUAUUAGAAGCGUAUACUUACCUGUGCCGAAGCAUGAGCGCAGUUUCAUCGUCCGAUGUUAAUUGUAAUUACGAGAAUAAUUGCGACUUCGUCAGAGAUCGACGACGAUAUUUUUUAAAUGAUUGGGCGCGGUUCUUUCACGCGAAUUCAUGGUAUAGGAGAGGCAACGAAACUAGUCUGCAGACGCAAGCUUUAU